AUGGAAAAUUAUAACCAAACAUCAACUGAUUUCACCUUAUUAGGGUUGUUACCACCCUCAAGAAUUGGUCUGUUCCUCUUUGCUAUCAUCUUCCUCAUUUUCCUAUUAGCUAUGAUUGGCAACCUGGCCAUGAUCCUCCUCAUCCUAGUAGACACACAUCUCCACACUCCCAUGUAUAUCUUACUUAGUCAGCUUUCCUUCAUGGACCUGAAUUACAUCUCCACUAUUGUCCCCAAGAUGGCCUACAACUUCCUGCUUGGAAACAAGUCAAUUUCCUUCAUUGGAUGUGGGAUCCAGACUUUCUUCUUUUUGACUUUGGCGGGUGCAGAAGCACUUCUCUUAGCAUCCAUGGCCUAUGACCGUUAUGUGGCCAUCUGCUUUCCUCUACACUAUCAUAGUCAUAUGACAAAAAGUGUGUGUGUGCUGAUGAUUACAUGGUCUUGGAUGAUGGGGUCUAUCAACUCCUGUGCCCACACUGCAUAUGCUCUUCAUAUCCCCUAUUGCCGAUCUAGGGCCAUUGAUCAUUUCUUCUGUGAUCUCCCUGCCAUGGUGACUCUGGCUUGCAUGGACACCUGGGUCUAUGAGUACACAGUAUUUGUAAGCACCACCUUGUUCCUUGUGUUUCCUUUCAUUGGCAUUGCUUGCUCCUAUGGCCGGGUUCUCCUUGCUGUGUACCGCAUGCCUGCAUCAGAAGGGAAGAAGAAGGCCUAUUCAACCUGCAGUACUCACAUCACUGUGGUAACUUUCUACUAUGCACCUUUUGCUUACACUUAUCUAUGCCCAAGAUCUUUUCGUUCUCCAACACAAGAAAAGAUUCUGGCUGUUUUCUACACUGUCCUAACGCCCAUGCUCAACCCCAUCAUUUAUAGCCUGAGGAACAAGGAAAUUAUGGGAGCCCUGAGAAGAGUUACUCAGAGAAUGUGCUCUGUGAAAGUGUAG
Molecule: messenger RNA, 939 nt
Organism: Orycteropus afer afer
Lineage: Eukaryota; Metazoa; Chordata; Mammalia; Tubulidentata; Orycteropodidae
Product: olfactory receptor 2L8-like
Biological process (GO): G protein-coupled receptor signaling pathway
Cellular component (GO): membrane
Molecular function (GO): G protein-coupled receptor activity; olfactory receptor activity
Source: RefSeq, a predicted model, not a curated record